Parnassius mnemosyne (clouded apollo) is the source of this 1074-nucleotide messenger RNA. NCBI's taxonomy places the organism in Eukaryota, Metazoa, Arthropoda, Insecta, Lepidoptera, Papilionidae. The record is from the annotation of a GenBank genome assembly.
AUGGACGAAUGUGGCGUGGGACAGCCGCUAAACCAGUGGUUCCGUGACUAUCUCACAUCGCGCAUUUUCCGUGUAAAGGUUGGUGACACGCUUAGUGAGGCGCAUGAGGUGAAAUGCGGGGUGCCACAAGGUUCGGGGUGUGGGCCUAUUUGCUACUUACUACAUGUUAAUAGCCUAUGUGACGUUCUUCAGUAUUCCUCUGCAUACAUGUUCGCAGAUGACCUAUGUACACUACGGGCUGGUACCAAUCUAGUGGAGACGUGUCACCUAAUACAGCAAGAUAUAGAUUCGGUAGUUAAAUGGUCUCAUGAUAAUGGCAUCGUCUUAAACUCAGAUAAAACCAAGUUUCUUAUCAUUCAGUCACCUUAUAUGUGUUAUACUGACUCGUCUCCUCAAAUGUAUAGUCAUAACUUUGAAUGCCUCCAUAAUGGUCAGAAUAGUUGUCAAUGUGAGCCUAUCAAAAAAGUCGAUUGUGUAACCUACCUCGGUGUUAAAGUUGAUACUAACUUCUCGUGGUCCAGCCAUGUAGAUUAUAUUUGUAAUAAGUUAAGAUUACUUCUAAGCAAAUUUUAUCACUUAAGCUUUAAAGUUCCUUCUGCUACUUUAAAAUGCUUAUAUUUUUCAUUGGUAGAUUCGAUUUUGGGAUACGCCCUUGACAGUUACGGUCUUACAUUCAAAAUCUACAUUGAUAAGCUUGAAGCACUACAAAUUAGAUUUUUAAAGUUACUAGUUAAUAAAAAAACUAAAGAUAUCUGUAAAGGUGAUUACACAAAAUUGUUCAAAAUCUGCAAAAUACUUCCAGUAAGUUUAAAACAUAAGUAUUUACUUGCCUUAAAUAAUUACAACUGUCGAGAACGUACUCUAAUACUAGUUAAGCAUGGUCAGGGUACACGGUCGAUAUCUGCAGGCAAAUUUGUAGUACCUAAAGUAAAUAAUUACUACGGGGACAGAACUUUAAAGAAACGUCUACCGUACUUUCUCAAUACACUACCUGAGGAUAUUCGACGUGAACCAGUAAAAAACAUAUUUAAAAACAAAUUAAAGCAAUACUUAUUGGCUAGUCUUAGUGCUUAA